CAACAGAAUAAAAGGAGGUUGUCUGCUAGCACAGGUGUGUAUUGGCAUAUGCAGCGAAGUGUGAUGUUAUAUCUAAAGCAACAGGACACCUACGAAUCCUGGAUGAAAGACUGCGGCAGAUCUCUACAAAGAGAGAAGCAGAUUUAAUAAUCAAGUGAGACACGACUGACACUGGACCCAGAAUGGAUAACUCAGAGGAGGAAGAGGAACUCUUUGACACCAACGAUACGUUCCCUGAAUGUGACAGUCAGGAGAAGGAUCCCUCAACAACACAGUCGAACUAUGUUUCUCCACCAGAAGAAGAAUCACCUCUCAGUUCAGGCACGAGGACUGUUUCAGAUCCCUGCAGUGACCCACUCAGAGGCAGUGGGACCAUGGAGGACUCCAGCACUGUAGAUGUUCAGGGCAGGAGUGGAACAAGAAGCCCGCCAAUUGGAAAAUCUGCCAAUACACAAGUUUCUCCACCAGAAGAAGAAACACCUCUCAGUUCAGGCACGAGGACUGUUUCAGAUCCCUGCAGUGACCCACUCAGAGGCAGUGGGACCAUGGAGGACUCCAGCACUGUAGAUGUUCAGGGCAGGAGUGGAACAAGAAGCCCUUCAAUUGGAACAUCUGCCAAUACACAAACACAACUGCAGACCUUGUUGGAGGAUCUGGGCUUGAAGCAGCACUACACAAAGAAGCUCACACUGAGCGAAAUACUCCAGAUUGACCUGAAGGCCAUCACUGAUGAACCUGUCAAGUCCCACUCAGAUCUUCCAUGGUAUUUCUUAAAGAAACUGAUGAUGAUAAAUGUGACAGCGAGAAAUUUACAAUCAGAAUGUGAAUCAUCCAAAGACGGCGCAACAGAAACCACUGAAUCUGACUCUGAUGAUCAGAGCGACAUUUCAGACUCAGGUGACAUGGUAAACACCCUUGACGUAAUCACUGCUCUCUUCUUGUGUUCUGAUAGUUUUGUGCAACAGGAAAUGGCCCUCAAAAUGUCCAUGUGUCAGUUUUCUGUGCCUCUCCUGCUUCCAGGUUGUGACACAGAUCAGUGCAAACUCAUGCUUUGGGCCAUGAGAGACAUUGUUAAACUGUACAGACCUCAGUCACUUUUACAAUCCAAGGGUUUUACUGAAGAAAGAAUUGUUCUCUCUGAAAUUCCAAUGAUAUCUUUUGUGAGACUGGGGGAAUGUUCCAUGUCCAAGUCAGAGAUUCUCAAUAAGCUUUUGAGCAAUUCUGAAGAGUACCAUGACUAUUUUGUGCACCAUGAUAUGGAGUGUGGUGACUCCCCAAGAAGAAUAUCCAAUGGACUGACUGAAAUAACUUGGUACCUUCCUUGUGGCAAAAAAAACAUUGAUAUUUUCAGUGAGCCAGUAGCUGUAGCUAACCUUCGUGGGGACAUUGCCUCAUUUGAAACUCAGUUUUCUUUCUUGUGUCAGACAUCUGCAGCAGUGUUUGUGUUCUUUGACAAUUUGGACCCUGAGUGCAAGCUGCUAACCAACCUCCACCACAAGGCACAGAUGUUUUUGGUCAGUAACCAACAAAGCAAAUGCUUUAGUAAGGAUGCUCUAAAAACUGUAGCAACAAAGCUGGGCUUGAGUAAAGACAACAUCAUUACAAAGAACAAGAAGAAAAAUAAUGCAGACUUUGUCAAAGGUUUGCGGAAAAAAGUCAACGAUGUUAUUGAGAACACAAAGGAGAAGAUGUGCAUUGAGAAGAUGGCUGACAUUGCCCGUAAUUUGGGAAUCUUGGUUGAUGAAGACUGUCCAGAGUGUCAGACUGCCAAACGAAAUGCAGAUGCCAUCACAUCAAAAAUUAAAAACAUCCCUGACUACAAAGCCACUCAGCUUCCCUUGCAUGGAGAAAUAUGGAAGAAAUUGGCAGAUGUAGAGAAGGAAGAAUUUCGACUGAAAGAUCGUGGAUCUGAAGACUUAGAAAUAUACAUAUCAGGUCUUCAGGAAAAGAAAAUAAACCUUCGGAAGAAACAGAGCUCUAAAGACAUGUCAGAUGCCAUGACGUGCUUCAUCAGUGCAAUAUCAAGCCCAGGCAUAGAGAGACGUUAUUUCCUGAAAUGGAUGCGAAUGAACCUUGAUAACCUGUCUCGAGAAAAACUGUCUGGCCUCAGGAAGCAGUACAAAGAAAAAUGCACAGAUGCUGAGAACAAAGAGGCCAUCAAAGUCAUUGAUAAAGAGCUUUCCAACAGCUCACUGGGAAUUGAACACUUCUUCCGUGAAAUGGGUCAGAUUUAUGAAGCUUCAGUUUCCCUUCCGGAACAGCAUCCAUCACGUGAACAACUACAGGAUCUGCCCCAAAUCUGUGCAGGAUUGUUGCUUGAUGGAUUUCCCCUGGAGCUUGUAGAUGGAGAUGCAUCCAACAUACCUCUCACAUGGGUGAGUGAUGUUCUCUCCCAGCUCAAUGAACUGGUGUCUACAAACAACAAGAUACUGGUCGUCACAGUUCUUGGAGUUCAGAGCACAGGAAAGUCCACUCUUCUUAACACCAUGUUUGGAGUGCAGUUUGCAGUCAGCAGUGGCCGAUGCACUCGAGGUGCUUUUAUGUUGCUCAUCAGAAUCAAUGAAGAUGUCAAAAAAGUCCUCAACUGUGACUUCAUGGUCAUCAUUGACACUGAGGGCUUAAGGUCAGCAGAGCUUGCACAACUGGAUGAUAGCUAUGAGCACGACAAUGAGCUUGCAACACUUGUUGUGGGGCUGAGUGACAUCACCAUUAUCAAUAUUGCAAUGGAAAAUUCCACACAAAUGAAGGACAUCCUACAAAUAGUUGUGCAUGCGUUUCUCAGGAUGAAAGAGGUGGGCAAAAAGCCUAAAUGUCAGUUUGUUCACCAGAAUGUGUCAGAUGUUUCAGCCAAUGAGAACACCCAAAGAGAGAGGAAACUGCUCUUGGAUCAGUUAAACGAGAUGACUGAGGCAGCAGCCAAAAUGGAGAAGAAAGAAAAGAACAAGUUCUUCACUGAUGUCAUGGAGUACAAUCCAGAAACUGGGAGCUGGUACAUCCCUGGACUCUGGAAUGGAAACCCACCAAUGGCACCAGUCAAUGCAGGGUACAGCGAAGCUGUAUAUCAGUUCAAGAAAAACAUCACACAGAUACUAGGAAACUGUGAGUCCUCUGCUAAUGACAUCUUGGACUUUAAAGAGUGGAUCUCAAGCCUGUGGAAGGCAGUGAAGCAUGAAAACUUCAUCUUCAGCUUCAGAAACAGUCUAGUGGCUGAUGCAUACAUGAGGCUAUGCACAGAAUUCAACAACUGGGAAUGGGACUUCAAAGAAUCCAUAUACAAGUGGAUAACAAAUGCCGAAACAACCAUCUCAAAUUUAGGAACACCUGCUUCCAAAUCUGAAAUAGUUGACCUGAAAGAACUCAUCUUGAGUUUGAAAAGUGAGGUCUCCACAAAGCUGACGAAAUUGGAGGAAGAGCUUCAUGAAAAACUGAAAAACUAUUUCGAGCAAAAAGACGGCCAUGUCCAUCUCGUAGAAAGAUACAAAGAGGAAUUUGCAAACAGUGCAAAGAGUCUUCGACGAGACAUGAAGAAGUCUGUGGAUAGUCAAUUAACAGCAGCAGAGGCAAUCAAACAGGGACAGACAGAAGUUCAAAACAUCAAAGAAAAUCACACAAAAGAAAUUGAAAAAGCAGUGUGUGCACUGAUCGAUGAAUGUCGAAAGAAAAACAUCCAGAUGGGAGAUAAAGAACUGAACCAAGAAUUUGAUAAGAUGUGGAAAGAAACAGUACAGAAUAUGAAGUUUUCCAAACCAGUGCCAACAAAUAUCUUCACCAGUGUCUCCCACUUCUUAAGACAAAAUCUCGAAGACAAAGGGAGUCAUGCAUGUGAAAUGCUGAGUCAAAGACACCUGCAAGAUUGUGGCAAAACACCUUUCAAAUAUAAAGCCAAAGGCUUUUCUGAAAAAUUUAAAAAGGAGGCGAGCAAUUGGCUACCCAUUCAAGAUCCCACAAUCAGGUUACAGAAGAUAGCUGACGACGUCAUAGAUGAAUGCACUCACUAUCUGAAGGAAAAAGGGAAAACAGAAGAACCUGAAGCAGAUGCAAAAAAAACAAAAAACUACUCUGAUGCUUACAUCCAGGAGAUCCUUCGCAUUAUUGAUGAGAUUCUGCAAAAGCAUGAGGAUGGAACCGUAGACAUUGAGUUUGAAGUUUCUCUAAAACAGCACAUCUGUGGUAUUGCAGCCAGACAGUUUCAGAAAAUGCACGAUGAUUUCCUAGAGGAGAAUGACCCUCACUUAUGUCUGAACAAAAACAAAGGAAUGUUUUGUGAUCGUUUCAAAGAUGUGUUCAAUGAACGAGACCAGAGCCAGAAGAAGGCAGAAGAAUUCACCAAACAAUGUUUGAAGCCUGCAGUUGAAAAGUUUGUCUACAGUAAACUGGGUCCUGCUAUCAAUCAUGAAAUGAGGAAACAACCACAGUUCAAUGCAAGAGUCUUCUCCCAGUAUAAAAUUUUACUGGAUUUGCUCUCAAAGCACAGCGUUAGUGAGUACGUAAGGUACAUUGGCUCAUAUGAGGGAUUUGCAAAGGAGUGGAUACUCGACCAAACAGUGAAACACUUAUCCAAAGAUUCUAAGAUGUUAGAGCUAGUGGAUCAGCAUCUUGACUCAAGUAUCAGAAGCAUAAAGGAUGCAAUCCAGAAGGCCACAAAGAAAACAAGUGCUGACUUGGAAACAUUCAUUAACAACUUCUGUCAGGAACUUGGUGAUACACUGGUCAUUUCCCAGGAUAAACUUGGUGAUUUCAUGAUGCUGAACAAAGCAAACCAGGAACAGUUUGCUAAGUGGUUCACACAGUUUGUGGAUAAAAUGGAAGAAGCUCUGAAGCAAGAGUUUAAAAAAAGAGAGAUCAAGAUGAUACUAAAACGUGAUGAUGUCAAGUCCCAGAAUGAGCUUUUCACACAAGUGAUUGGAUGUGGUAAACAGUGUCCCUUCUGUGGAAUGGCCUGUGUGCGUGGAGGUGGUGACCAUGCUGAGCAUACGGCUCCACUGCAUCGGCCAACCGGUCUGAAAAGAUACAGGUGGGACCAAACAAAAAAACUAGUCACUGACAUAUGCUCGUCAUUAGUGGUGAGUGACAACCGAUUUUGCUGUGGUGCUACUGAAGGUGAAUGGGUCCCUUACAAAGAAUACAGAGAUACCUACAAGGAUUGGAUUAUUCCUCCAGAUGGAAGCUAUGAGGCAUCAAACUACUGGAAAUAUGUAAUGACAAAGUUCAAUAAGGAGUUUGCAAAAGAAUAUGGUGCCGAGACUGCUGAUAUUCCUACAGGUUGGGAAAAGAUCACACGUCUGCAGGCAGAACAGAGUCUCAAAAAGUCAUUUAACAUCAACUGAGAGACAACAAGCUGUCUGAUUAGAGAAGUGCACAUCCUCCUCAUUACACUGAUUCAUUAUCCUCUCAUGGAUAAUUUGAUCCAUUUGUGUUCACCUUUAUCUGAGAAUGUUUUUAUGUUUUUAAAAAGUAAUCUGCUUUAACUCUGUGUUGAUGAUCUCACUGAAAUACAGUCUGAUAGUCUGUGUACAUUCUAGGAGCACAUGUUAAUUAACAUAUCAAAUAGAUUUUAGGACUUUGUUUGACAUUACAUCAUUAUCUUGCCUCUAAAAACAAUCAUGCAAAUAAUCAAGACAGAAAUUGUUGGUUUUUCUUUUAUCAAAUUUAAUGUGAUAUGCUACUUUUCUGUUUCUAUGACAAUCCGGAUGUCAAGUAUUUACAUAUAUUGCCUCUUAUAAAAACAUGACAAUGUCUGUAUGUGGUAUCAUCCUUAUCAAACAGAAUUUAAAAAAUCUGAAUUUAAAAUUCUGUUCCUGUUCCUGUGAUGUAUCUUGUGAAAUAUUUACAUUUCCAAUGUUGGAAAAUAUUAAGUGUAUAUGUCAAUAUGUUGUAUGUCAAUACCUUUUUAUUUUCUCCCUCAGAAUGAAGGGUUUCUUUGUUUUGAGUUUUAUCUUGUGGUGACUAUUUACACUUUGAAAGGAAUUAAAACAUGUUCGGAUGAAUUACUCAAUUAAACAGAUUCCAUAAAGAAACAA
Molecule: messenger RNA, 6020 nt
Organism: Pleuronectes platessa (European plaice)
Lineage: Eukaryota; Metazoa; Chordata; Actinopteri; Pleuronectiformes; Pleuronectidae
Product: interferon-induced very large GTPase 1
Exons: 6
Coding region: 183-5327 (1714 amino acids)
Molecular function (GO): GTP binding; GTPase activity
Source: RefSeq, a predicted model, not a curated record